Molecule: messenger RNA, 696 nt
Organism: Colletes gigas
Lineage: Eukaryota; Metazoa; Arthropoda; Insecta; Hymenoptera; Colletidae
Product: basic helix-loop-helix transcription factor amos-like
Exons: 5
Coding region: 1-696 (231 amino acids)
Biological process (GO): regulation of transcription by RNA polymerase II; developmental process
Molecular function (GO): protein dimerization activity; RNA polymerase II transcription regulatory region sequence-specific DNA binding; DNA-binding transcription factor activity, RNA polymerase II-specific
Source: RefSeq, a predicted model, not a curated record
AUGGCGACUCAUUCCGCUUACGAGUACGAGGACAGAGGGGGUCAGAGGAUGCGACACAGGGUGGGAACCGCCUCUAGAGCUGCUGACUCCACCGUGGCCUGUACCAGUAGUCAAUAUUACGUGGGUCCGAGCAGCGACAUUAGCGAGGAAGAUCUAGCAGAGCUACCAUCUUGCGUUUACGCGGGCAGAUCCGCUCAACAUGUCGCCCACGCGUCUUCACACACCCAUUCGCCCCUGCACUAUCAUAUGCCAGUUUCCACGCCCGAUCACAACGACACGGAUAUGAAUGGCGUGGAGGAGGGUUAUUAUCCAAAUGGCAGCCCUUACAGAAUCCAACGACACGCUGCCAACAUACGCGAAAGGAAACGUAUGCUGAGCAGCAUCAACUCGGCUUUCGACGAGCUUCGAGUUCACGUACCAACGUUCCCAUACGAGAAGAGGCUGUCGAAGAUCGACACGCUGCGUCUGGCCAUAGCCUACAUCGCUCUUCUUCGGGAGGUGCUGGCUGCGAGACUCGAUCCGCUGACUUACGUCGAGAGGUGCCUUAGAGGAGAAAUAAAUGGGGAACGUGCCGAAUGGAACACUAGUGAUCUAACAGCGCGUUUAUCGUGGAUCAAUUGGGAGAACCUGGGAGUGAAUCCGAAUCGACGAUCGGUCCUCACCACCCUCGCCUUGACCACGGACAAUAUGAACUAA